This is a messenger RNA of Huiozyma naganishii CBS 8797, 1953 nucleotides long. It is a transcript of the gene TOP3, whose product is annotated as DNA topoisomerase 3. The transcript has a single exon. The record is from RefSeq and is a predicted model, not a curated record. Gene Ontology annotation, molecular function: DNA binding; DNA topoisomerase type I (single strand cut, ATP-independent) activity. Lineage: Eukaryota; Fungi; Ascomycota; Saccharomycetes; Saccharomycetales; Saccharomycetaceae. Gene Ontology annotation, biological process: DNA topological change. Gene Ontology annotation, cellular component: nucleus. Bases 1 to 1953 code for a protein of 650 amino acids.
AUGAAAGUGCUCUGCGUCGCGGAGAAAAACUCUAUUGCAAAGGCGGUAGCUCACAUUCUUGGUGGCGGGUCGUCUACCUCGCGCGGGUCCGGUUACACAUAUGUUAAAAAUUACGAUUUCCAGUUCGGUGGCUUCCCUUUCGCGCCGGGGUCCUGUCAAGUGACAAUGACGAGUGUUGCUGGUCACUUGCGCGGCAUGGACUUUGACAAUGCACGGUAUGGUUGGGGGAAGUGCAACAUUUUUGAGCUGUUCGAUGCCCCCGUCAGUGAGACGAUGGAUCGGAACCAACAGCUAAUUGCUGAUAAUAUUCGUAAAGAGGCUAGAAACGUAGACUACUUGAUGGUUUGGACUGAUUGUGAUCGAGAGGGUGAGUACAUUGGUUGGGAAAUCUUUCAAGCAGCUCAGAAGGGGAACAACAGACUAGAUGAAUCCAAACUGUAUCGUGCUGUAUUUUCGCAUGUGGAGAGGGGACACAUAUUGCAAGCUGCGAGGUCCCCUCAACGACUGGAUAUGUGUAGUGUUAAUGCAGUGGGGACGAGGAUCGAGCUUGAUUUGAGAACAGGGGUUUCGUUCACAAGACUGCUAACGGAUACGAUGGCAAGGAGAGUGCAAGCACAGACAGCUCCCGGCAAGACAGGCCAUCAGUCGCAAAACCGUAAGAAGGACAAGGUAGUGAUCUCCUAUGGUCCAUGCCAGUUCCCCCACUUUGGGGUUCGUGGUGGACGUAGGUUUGAAAGGAUACGAAAUUUUAUACCAGAAGAAUUUUGGUACAUUCAAUUACAACUAGCUGGAGAGAAUACGGGCACAACAACUUUCCAGUGGGAAAGAGGACACCUGUUUGACAGAUUGAGUGUUUUGACUUUUUACGAAACGUGUCUUGAGACAGCCGGUGAUAGGGCAAAAGUUUCCAAUUUGCGGUCUAAACCCACGGCAAAGUACAGACCUUUACCCUUGACGACGGUGGAGUUACAGAAAAAUUGUGCUAGGUUUCUCCGAAUAAAUGCCAAGCAAUCUCUCGCUGCCGCUGAAAAACUGUACCAGAAGGGUUUCAUUUCGUACCCAAGGACUGAAACUGACACUUUCCCAAGGACCAUGGAGAGUGAGUUGAAAAAAAUUGUGGGUAACCUGGGUGGCUCCGACAGCGACAACUCAUGGAGUUCAUAUGCGAAUGAACUGUUAAGUGUCAACAACGGGAGCAACAAGUUCAAGUUUCCCAGGGGUGGGUCCCAUGACGAUAAGGCGCAUCCUCCAAUCCACCCGAUCAUUUCCUUGGGUCCCAACGCAAAUGUCGAUGCGAACGAGAAGAGGGUUUACGAAUACGUCGUGCGACAUUUCCUGGCGUGUUGUUCGGAGGACGCAAAGGGCCAAUCCACCACUUUGACCCUGGAUUGGGCCUCUGAGUUGUUCACCGCGACUGGCCUUGUCGUACUCGAGCGCAAUUUUUUGGAUGUUUACCCGUAUGCCAAAUGGGAGACCACCAAACAGCUACCCAGACUGGAGAUAAACCAGGAGUGCUUGUUAGACAAGGCAGAAAUGAAAUCGGGGACCACGUCCACGCCCAAACCGAUGACGGAGAGUGAGCUUAUUUCGUUGAUGGAUGCCAACGGGAUUGGCACAGACGCGACGAUUGCGGAGCACAUUGAGAAGAUUCAAGCUCGAAAUUACGUGAAGUCGGAGAAAGUUGGCAAAGAAACGUACUUACAGCCGACGACGCUGGGGGUUGCCCUGGUGCAUGGCUUUGAAGCCAUAGGACUGGAGGACUCCUUUGCGAAGCCGUUCCAAAGAAGGGAAAUGGAGGAAGAUCUGAAGAAGAUCUGUCUCGGACAGCUGACAAAACCCGCAGUCGUUCAGGAUAUCCUGACCAAGUAUAAGAACUACUGGCACAGAACUAACCAGCACAAGAUGAAGUUAUUGGAGGUCUACAACACCACUGCUAGGGAAAUGCUCUCUUAA